Molecule: messenger RNA, 3219 nt
Organism: Lactuca sativa (garden lettuce)
Lineage: Eukaryota; Viridiplantae; Streptophyta; Magnoliopsida; Asterales; Asteraceae
Product: putative disease resistance protein RGA3
Molecular function (GO): protein binding; ADP binding
Source: RefSeq, a predicted model, not a curated record
AUGGCCGAAGCUUUAGUCACUAUUGCUGCCGAGGGGAUCCUGAAAAAGGUGUUGUCGAUUGCUGCCGGCGAACUUGCCAUUGCUUGGGGUUAUGAAGAAAAGCUGAUCAGCCUACACAGAACAUUGGACCUGAUUCGUGCCAAGUUGCUCGAUGCGGAGGGGAAAAAGGAAACAAGGGCUGUGAUGGUGUGGCUGAAGCAGCUAAAAGAUGUUGUGGGCGAAGCUGAUGAUGUGUUGGACGAGGUUGAUUACGAAAUGUUGAGGCGUCAGAUAAAGAAACGAGAUCAGGUGGCUAGAAAGGUAUCGUGCCUUCCAAGCUUGAAAAAGUUUUCAUUUCGUAAUGAAAUAGGUCAUAAAAUCGAAAACAUCAAUGAAAUGUUGGAUAAGAUCUAUACACAAUCAAACGGAUUAGGACUGCAAAACGAACGCCAUGUUGACCCUGUUCCAGAUUGUCUCUAUCGGGAGACUAUUCCACAUCCAGAAGAAUUCAAAAUUGUUGGAAGAGAUGAUGAUGUACUACGUAUCAUUGAGAUUUUAACCCAACCAAAAAAGGAAGAAAAACUUAUAAUUGUUCCCAUUGUGGGAAUGGGCGGUAUUGGGAAGACAGCUUUGGCUAAGUCGGUCUACAAUGAUAAUAGAAUUCAGAAACAAUUUAAUGUUAAAGCAUGGUUGUGUGUGUCAGUUAAGGUUGACAUCAAUACACUUCUUGCAAAGAUCUAUGAAUCUUUUGCCAAAAAGAAACCUACCUCGGACUUAAGGACCAAUUUAAUUGAAAGUCUUAAAGAGAAGUUGGCAUCAAAAAGAUAUCUGUUAGUCUUGGAUGAUGUUUGGGUUGAAGAGAGGCCAUAUUGGGAAGAGUUUAGGAGUUGCAUGCUAAAUGUAAACUCACAAAAUGGAAGUGGCAUUCUUGUCACUACAAGGAAGCUUGAAAUCGGAACCAUUGGAAUGAAGGCUGAUUCAUGUCUUUUAAAAGGUCUUUCUGAUGAUCAUUGUUGGGACAUCUUUAGAGAGAGAGCAUUUGUGGCAGGCACAUCACCGUCUGCAGAACUGGAGGAGAUAGGCCGUGAGAUUGUAAAAAAAAGUGGUGGUUUACCAUUGCUUUUAAAUGUAAUAGGCGGCAUGUUGGCAAAUUACAAUGACACAGAGAAGUGGUUGUCCAUAAAAAAUAGCAAGGUUUGGGAUCUAGAAGAAGAAAGGGAUAGAGUUCAAAAGAGUUUGGAACUGAGCUUUGAUAAUCUACCCAAUUCUAUCGUCAAGCAAUGCUUUGCAUAUUGUUCCAUUUUUAAGAAAGAUAAGGUCAUGAAAAGGAAAGAACUGGUCCGACUUUGGAUGGGUUUAGGAUUGGUUCAAGCGGAUGAGGAAAAGAACAAGGAGAUGGAGGAUGUGGGAAAUGAUAUUUUUCAAAUUUUGGUCAGAAAUUCGUUAUUCCAAGAUGUUGAAAGGGAUGAGUAUGGUCACAUCACUCGUUGUAGCAUGCAUGAUUUGGUGCAUGAUCUUUCAUUAUCACUUUCAAAGCAUCAAAGCUUAUGUCUGGUGGAUGCGAAAACUGAUGAUAUUGCAUGUAUCCCUCGGGUUAAACAUCUCUCUUUUUACCAAAAACUAAACAAGGAUGAUGAAGUGAAAGCCAAGGUUUCUAUGUUCAGUGAAAGAGACACAUUGGCUAGAAGUUUGCAUACACUGCUCAUCAAAGGUGAAGUUGAGAAGAAAUUUUCAUUUCAACCAUUAAAGUGCAUGCGAAUCCUAAAGCUCAAGAGAUGUGGGAUAGAGAAAAUAGACAACUCAAUUGGAGAGUUAGUGCAUCUCAGGUAUCUUAAUUUGUCAUAUAACAAGAUCCGUGUUCUUCCUGAAUCUAUUGGAAAAUUAUACCACUUGCAAACUCUGAAGUUGACUGAAGACAUUGAGCAGUUUCCAGAAGCCAUGAGAAAUUUGAUAAGCCUGCGAUAUUUUAUGGGUAACAAAAAGAUUCCUGCCAAUAUCGUGGGACCGUUGACUUCUCUUCGAAAACUGUCUUCAAUCAAAGUGCUUAGAAGGAAAGGAUGUGGUAUUGAAGAGCUACGCCAUUUGAAUAACCUUACUGGAAGUCUCUCUAUUUCACAUCUAGAGAACGUCAGUAGCAAAGAGGAAGCUAUCAAGGCAGAUUUAUCUACAAAGAAAAACUUAAACAAUAUUGAAUUCAAUUGGAGUGGGAACGAUGAUGAAGAUGCCAACCGAAACGACAAGGAUGUAUUGGAAGGCUUGCAACCCCCUAGAGAUGUGAAAAAGCUGACAUUUAGCCAUUUUUGUGGUGAUAAUUUUCCGAAUUGGGUAACGAAGAUGGCAAUCCAUAUUGAAGGGAAAUGGACACCCCUUGACAAGCUUGUGGAGAUCAGAUUAUCUCACUGUAGGAGCUGCCUCUCUCUUCCGACGCUUGAGCACCUUCCACAUCUUCGCAAUCUUUAUUUAUGGCAUAUGGACAGCUUGACAUGUUUAAGGAGUUCCGAUGUUACUGGAUCGACAAAGCCUUUGUCUCCAUCGUUGAGAUCACUCACACUAUGGCAUAUGGAAAGACUUGAAAAGUGGAUAGAUGGAGCAACCAACAGCUCAAAAAUGAUUUCUCCUGUCCUAGAGACAUUGGAAAUCUGGUAUUGCCCAAAGAUUAUUCUUAUAGAUGAAUGCCAUCCCCAUCCUCUUGUUUCCUUACUGGUAUAUAAGUGCAGAGGUCUGGAGUCCAUUAAGAGCAUACAAGGCCUCACAUCUCUUGUAUCUUUACAAAUUUACCAUUGCCAGAGUCUUUUAGAAAUAACCAAUUUGCCCAACCAGUGUCAUUCUUUGAAGACUUUGCAAAUUAUCAAUUGCGACAAACUGACAUCUUUGCCUUGCGAAAUGUUUGACUGUUUUGCCUUCUUAAACGAGUUGACACUUGGUCCGUUCUCAAAGGAGCUGGAUUCUUUCCCAAGUCUCCAAGGCAUUGAGAAGUUAAGGAACCACCUUCACUCGUUAGAUUUGAGAGGUUGGGAUCAUUGGGAAUCGAUGCCAGAAGAAAUACAACACCUCACCUCACUGACUGACUUAACCAUGGAUGGAUUUGGAAUGCAAGAACUGCCCAUGUGGUUAACCAGAAUGUCAUCUAUCCGACAGUUGGGGUUCAAUGAAUGCAUGGGGUUAAAUAAAGAAACAGUUAGACGUGGAGCACCACAGGAAGCAACAACUGUUGUCAGAUUAAAUGAUCAAGAGUGUUAA